UUUCGACAGGGAACAAAGAACUUAAAAAAAUAAAAAGACAAAAAAAAAAGUCUGAAUAACAAGAAAAUAGGAAUGAGGGUGGGGAUAUUGCGAGUAUUGUGACCUUGAGAAACAUUGUGCUUGCAGCAGGUACAAAAUACAUUGUAUAUAUGUAUAUACAAUGUACCAAAUGUUUUUUUGAAUACUGAAUGGGAUCGACUUUCAAAAUCAGAUGAGGAAUUUCGUGAAAAAAUAAUGUCUCUUGAAGUAUCGAAAGAUACAAAUUCAUCAUCAAAAUGGGGAUUAAUUCUCGUAUCAUUGACAGGAGGUUUGGCAACAAUUUUAAGUGUAAUUUGCAUUCCUUUUGUUAGUCCAGCAUUGAGAAAAGUAUGUCUACCUUAUGUGCCAGCGACAACAAAGCAAGUUGACAAUAUUUUAAAAGCCUUAUCAGGACGCAAUGGAACACUCAUUGAUCUUGGCAGUGGUGAUGGUCGUAUAGUUGUUGCAGCAGCUAAAUCUGGUUUCAAAGCAUAUGGUAUUGAAUUAAAUCCAUGUUUAAUUGCUUAUUCAAAAGUUUUAGCCCUCACAAAGGGUCUAUCGUCAAAUGCAUCAUUCUUUAGAGGCGAUUUAUGGAAAUGUAAUUUAUCAAAUUAUAAUAAUAUUGUAAUAUUCGGCGUCUCACAAAUGAUGGCCGACAUUGAAAAAAAAUUCAAUAAUGAAUUAAAUAAAAAUACCAUUGUGGUUGCUUGUCGUUUUCCAUUGCCAAAUUCAAUGCCAGUGAUGACAAUUGGUCAUGGAAUUGACACUGUUUGGGUUUAUAAAAUGCCUCUAAAAAAGCAUUGAAUCGUCAAAUAAAUAAUCACAAUGAAAGUCGAAUAAUUUCUCUUUAUAAUAAUAAUAAUAAUACUAAUAAUAAUUGUACAUAUACAUAAAUUCUGAAUUUAUUUUAAGAUAGAUGAUUUAAUGAAACGAAAUAAAAUUAAUAGAAAAAUU
Leptopilina boulardi is the source of this 972-nucleotide messenger RNA. RefSeq names its product ATP synthase subunit C lysine N-methyltransferase. Bases 235 to 822 code for a protein of 195 amino acids. Gene Ontology annotation, molecular function: protein-lysine N-methyltransferase activity. Gene Ontology annotation, cellular component: mitochondrion. Lineage: Eukaryota; Metazoa; Arthropoda; Insecta; Hymenoptera; Figitidae. Gene Ontology annotation, biological process: regulation of mitochondrial ATP synthesis coupled proton transport; peptidyl-lysine trimethylation; positive regulation of proton-transporting ATP synthase activity, rotational mechanism. The transcript has 2 exons. The record is from RefSeq and is a predicted model, not a curated record.